GGGACCCAGCAGGGGAUGGGGAUAAUACCAGUCAACUUAGUGGGUGCUUUACACACGCAUCCACCGACUCCAUCCUCCGUAACCUGGCCAGAAAAUUAUGAUGACUUAUACCACUGGUCAGUUGAAUCAUAUCCAGACUUCUGGGCGGAGUUCUGGAAAUUCAGUGGAAUUGUCUUCUCACGCAUGUAUGAUGAGGUUGUGGACACAUCGAAAGGAAUCGCAGAUGUCCCCGAGUGGUUCAAAGGCAGUCGUCUAAACUACGCGGAAAACCUCCUGCGGCACAAAGAAAAUGACCGAGUUGCCCUGUAUGCUGCAAGGGAAGGCAAAGAGGAAAUUGUGAAGGUGACGUUUGAAGAGUUGCGGCAGCAAGUAGCUUUGUUUGCAGCAGCGAUGAGGAAAAUGGGCGUGAAACAAGGAGACCGGGUGGUCGGUUAUUUACCCAACGGUGUGCACGCCGUGGAGGCCAUGCUGGCUGCCGCGAGCAUCGGCGCCAUCUGGAGCUCCACAUCCCCAGACUUCGGUGUGAACGGUGUUCUGGACCGCUUUUCUCAAAUCCAGCCGAAGCUCAUCUUCUCCGUGGAGGCCGUCCUAUACAAUGGCAAAGAGUAUAGCCACAUGGACAAGCUGCAGCAGGUGGUGAAAGGACUUCCAGACUUGAAAAAGGUGGUGCUGAUUCCUUACAUUGCCUCGAAAGAGAAGAUAGACAUUUCCAAGAUUCCAAAUAGCGUGUUUCUGGAUGACUUUCUUGCAACCAGGAAAGGCGAGCAGGCCCCACAGCUGGAGUUCGAGCAGCUGUCCUUCAGCCAUCCCCUCUUCAUCAUGUUUUCGUCAGGCACGACCGGGGCGCCCAAGUGCAUGGUGCAUUCCGCUGGGGGCACCCUCAUCCAGCACCUGAAGGAGCACGUUCUUCACGGCAACAUGGGCAGCGGAGACGUCCUGCUGUAUUACACCACGGUCGGCUGGAUGAUGUGGAACUGGAUGGUGUCCGCUCUUGCCACGGGGGCGGCCGUGGUCUUGUACGACGGCUCCCCCCUGGUGCCCACGCCCAGCGUGCUCUGGGACCUGAUUGACAGGAUAGGCAUCACCAUCCUUGGAACAGGUGCCAAGUGGCUGGCCGUCCUUGAAGAGAAAAACAUGAAGCCAGUGGAAACCCACAGUCUCCAGACACUUCAUACGAUCCUGUCCACCGGCUCCCCUCUGAAAGUCCAAAGCUAUGACUACGUCUACAGGUGCAUCAAGAGCAGUGUCCUCCUGGGCUCCAUCUCAGGUGGCACUGACAUCAUCUCCUGCUUCAUGGGCCAGAAUUUUUCUAUUCCUGUGUAUAAAGGGGAGAUUCAGGCCCGGAACCUGGGCAUGGCCGUGGAAGCGUGGAACGAGGAAGGAAAGGCAGUCUGGGGAGAGAGUGGUGAGCUGGUGUGCACCAAGCCGAUCCCCUGCCAGCCCACGUGCUUCUGGAACGAUGAGAACGGGAGCAAGUAUAGGAAGGCCUAUUUCUCCAGAUUCCCAGGUGUCUGGGCGCAUGGCGACUACUGCAGAAUCAACCCCAAGACUGGGGGCAUCAUCAUGCUGGGCCGGAGCGACGGCACACUCAACCCCAACGGAGUGCGAUUCGGCAGUUCGGAAAUCUAUAACAUUGUGGAGGCCUUCGAGGAGGUGAUGGACAGCCUCUGUGUCCCCCAGUACAACAAGGACGGGGAGGAGAGGGUGCUCCUCUUCCUGAAGAUGGCUUCCGGCCACACCUUCGGGCCUGAACUGGUGAAGAGCAUCCGCAGCGCCAUCCGCGUUGGCCUGUCUGCUCGGCACGUGCCCAGCCUCAUCCUGGAGACCAAGGGCAUCCCGGACGUGUGUCCUUUGCUGCUGGAAGGGUUAUUCCCCAACUGUGUGUGCUCAUGAGAUUAGUGGCACGGUUUAUCCGAGAGAUACAGGAAAUGGUGGCCCGUCUUUCUGUCCUCAGCGUGGCGCUCGGGUUGCUGUCAGCCCCUGCUCUCCGCAGGUGCUGUCUCCGCUGUCUGGUUGGGUUGGGAAGUCACUCCAGGGUUCCCUGAGAUUUUUCAAGGCCCUUGUGUUUUCAGAUCCUCCUGAUCUGAACUAAUGGAUUUGGGGUGGCCCCGUGUGUCGUGCGCUGGGGAGGGGGUGGCCCGGCCAAGGAGACUUGGGGCACUUCGGGAAUUGCGAGGCCGACAGGCCCCAGGCAGCCACGACUGCCCUGACUCCCGCACAUCUUUGUCCCUGCUCACAGUUGAGAUGCCUGGCCCAUCCCAGCGGGAGGCAGCAUGACGCGUAUGCCCCAGGGAGGCCCAAGCAGCGGCCGGUGGGCGUGGGGGUCUCUGCCUCCCCACCACCCUCCCCACCAGAGGAAGCAGUAGCAGGAUUUCUUCUGAAACACGGUCUUCUUUCUUCAGCUGAUGGAAGAUAUAAAUUAUUAGCUCCCCUGAGCCGUUCUUGGAGCUUUUGUGUAAAGCCCAUACAGCGCGUGAGACUCUUGCAUUUUGGGGCGAGAGGGGCCAACACCCAAGUGACAGGCAGUCCCUCAGAAGCUAGCGCUUAGAUCCUUAAUUAGUUCACAGUUCACCUGAGUUUUUCAAAUGAAUGAAUUUUAAUUACAUCUCAGGUUAAAAAAAAAAAAUAGUGCCCAAGGAGGAGAGAUCAGGGCACCGCCGUUUUACUGAAGGGCUCUGUCCUCGAGUCCCCUGGCCCCCGGACACCCGGCACUGCUACCAGAAGCAUGGGGAUCAAAGGCGGAACAUGCAGGCCACAGAUUUUAGGGGGAGCUUUGAACGUUUGGAAGGAGUCUGGCUGUGAGGAAAGUAAUACCCCAUCCCGACCCGACGAACGGUUCUGAGGGAAGAUUAGGGGGAAGCUUGGUGAGGCUCGUGGACGAGGCUCGCUGGCCAGUUGAUGGUGACGAGGUGGCGGGAAGCCAGCCUGCUGCUGACAUGAUGCUGAUGGCCCAAUUUUAUGAUACAGAGAAGGGUAAUGAAGUCAAUGUAACUGAUGAAAUAGAAACACAGUCUGACAGUGAGGCACUUGCCAGAGCUGUCAGGGUCUGAGCCCCC
Leptonychotes weddellii (Weddell seal) is the source of this 3056-nucleotide messenger RNA. NCBI's taxonomy places the organism in Eukaryota, Metazoa, Chordata, Mammalia, Carnivora, Phocidae. The record is from RefSeq and is a predicted model, not a curated record.